Molecule: messenger RNA, 1468 nt
Organism: Triticum aestivum (bread wheat)
Lineage: Eukaryota; Viridiplantae; Streptophyta; Magnoliopsida; Poales; Poaceae
Exons: 4
Coding region: 840-1160 (106 amino acids)
Source: RefSeq, a predicted model, not a curated record
CCACUCCCUCGUUCUCCUCCUCCCAUUCCUCCCACUCUCUUAUCCACAGUACACAACACCAGAUGCCAGCGUUGGGCAGGCAGGGCGAUGGCGAAGGCCUCCGGCGGUCGGAGCAGGUCGCCGGGCGUGGGGAUGGUGAGCGGCAUGGCUAGGCUCCAGCGACCGCGGGCGUCUCCUCCACCACAUCCCCACCAUUGACGGCCGGCCCCGAACUCCUUCGACGCCGCAUCCCUGCCAUGGACGGCCGGCCCCUCAAAUCCUCCGACGCCGCAUCCUUGCAGGUCAUCCAACGCUGCAUCCCUUGCCAUGGACGGUCGGCCCCAAACUCCUCCGCCUGGGACUUCGGGUAGGCGGGAUGGGCUCGAGGCCGUGGUUGUGGCGGGAGGAGAUCCGGUGGUGCCUCGGUGGUAGCGGCAGCGAGGGCGUGGCACUGGCUAUAUGGGGCGCUCCAUGCGGGAUCCUUCCCGAGAGCGAGGGGCUGCUUAGGCUCUUCGGCUGGUCCCGCCGCUCAUGGAGCCGCCCGCCUCCGAGUCCUUGGUGGCACACUCCCCCUGCAUCACUUUCGGCAGCGGCGGGGACGGCGGGUCGCUGCCUGCUGACGGUGAUGUGGCGUACCUCGAUGACGGGCCGACGAGGACCCGAGCCGCCAUGCCAUUCAAACCCUCUUCGGCUGCUCCGACCGCCUCGACCAAGCGGUCAUGGUCGCGACGGCCGCCGCCCAGGUGAUCGCGCUUGUCGUCUACAUCUAGCUCUUGAGCGUGGCCAUCAACUCGCUCUCAUGGUCACCAGCUAUCUGAACCAUCAAGCAGGAAAAAGGCCGGGCCCAGUUGGUGGGGGGGAUGCUGGAGGUGUGUAGCGGCAGGGAGCGUCGCUGGCGUGCGAGAUUUGAUGCGCAUGAAGGGCUGCAGCUGGGAGCGGCAGCAGCGGCGACUGCCCCUCCGGCCGAGCUGUUCAACGCCGCAGCGGGGGCCUACCUCAACGACGACGACGAACGGGCCAGUGCCAAGGGCAAGACCGACGUGCAGUACAUCAUCCUCGACAGGGUGAUGCAGCAGCCAUCAGCAGCAUCGUCAGGAGGGGCAUGCUGGAUGAGCUCAAGAAGACCCUGGUCAGGAGGAGCAUUCAGGUGUAAUGGGCUGCACCGAUUCAGACGACCGUGAGAGGGAGGCAAAUUUACUUUAUUGACCAUGACAAGUUUCAUUAAUUGACCAUGGCAAGUUUUAUUAACUGACCAUGGCAAAAUUUUAAGUUUUUUUCGACCAUGGCAAAUUUAGUUUGUUGACCAUGGCAAGUUUUAUUAAUCGGCCAUGGCAAAUUUCAAGUCCGACCAUGGCCAGUUUAGUAAUUGACCAUGGCGAAUUUAGUUUAUAGACCAUGGCAAGUUUUAUUAAUUGACCAUGGCAAGUUUUAAGUCCUUUUUCGACCAUGCAAAAUUUAGUAAUUGACCAUGGCAAAUUAUUUUUUGGUA